AUGCAUGCAAAUGGCGUUCCAGCCGCAAGAGGAUGGCGAUUAGAUGCCCGAAAAGCAAAGACGCCUGCCUUUCAAGCUCAGGUUCUUGCACUCUUUUCCGAACAACUUCAAAUUGAUACUUGGUCCGAACAAACUGUCAAUCCUGAUUUGUGGCCAUUAGACGCAAGCAGAGUUCAGUUGAAACGUAUCAGUGGCGCUUUUUCCAACGCUGUCUUCUUUGUCUCAUACGAUAAGCAAGAUUGUGAGGGAUUAUAUCCGAAGACUGUCCUUCUUCGAGUGUAUGGAAAGGGAACCGAGGUCUUGCUUUCUCGUAGAGCUGAAUUGCUGAUCUUGCAUACUCUCUCCAGCUUAUACGAGAUUGGUCCGCAUAUCCUCGGAACAUUUGCAAAUGGCAGAGUGGAGACAUACUUUGACGCAGAACCAAUCGGCAAAGAUGGUAUUCGGGACCUGGGCGAUCGAAGAGAGACCAUCAAGGAGGAUGGCAGUCUACUUGUACGAGGAUCAGAAGGUCGAGCACAAUGGGUAGCCAGAAGAAUGAGACAAUUGCAUGAAGUACCCCUAGAAACUAUGCGAACUGUUCUUGAACAAGGCGAUUUACGUGCAAAUGGCGAUGGUAGCAGUGUAUACGGGAGAGGUAUCGAAAAUCAUCUAUUCGCCCGCAGUCAUCGUCCACGCAUGCACCGAAAUCCAUCUUCAAUCCCUCCAUCUCAACAAAACAUCCUUGAUUCAUCCAGAAAUCUGAGAGACACGAUGUCCAUUCGCGGCUUUUCGCCUCAUCGCAAUAAUUCGGUUACCUCUUUUGAUUCUCUUGCGACUUCCUUUAAUUCGCAAGAUAGCAGUUCGAUCAAUAACGAAAACGGCUUCAGUAGUCCUUCCUUUGGUCCAACAGGUUCGGGUCCUUCCAGUUAUACAGAAUCAGUAAAUGCACCAUAUCCCGGUAUGUGGAGACGAUCAAAGCGAUGGGCUCGCGAAGCAGGAAAAGUGUUGGCUUUGGUGGAUGAAUUCUGCAAGACGGAUGCUGGACAAGCUGCUUGCAAGAGAGCUUUGAAGGGUACGCCUUUGGAAGGAAGAGAAUUCUCUCCUUUCACCUCGUUUAAUGAUAUUAACGUACCAAGCCUGGAACUGGGUACAACAGUGAAUAGCUUGCGGAUUACCUUGUUGGCUAUUGCUUCUCUCAAUUUCCCUCGAUUCUUGGCGGAAAUGGAUGCUUUUAAAGCAUUCAUCAGGAAAUGGGAAAAGCUCAAUGGUGCAAGUCGUCGAGUUUUGGCACAUGGCGAUACGCAAUACAGUAAUUUACUGCUGAUCAAAGAGGGCGCCUUUGAGGAGGAUAGUGCAGGUAAAGGAAUGCCUCGCGAACGUAGCAGAGAUUCGAGUAAGCCGACUGAUAGCCCGGAAAUCAGUAAGAGUCGAUCAAGCAGCAUUUCUUCCAACAAACGAAGAUCACGUUCACGCCGAGCGCCUUAUGAACGUUUGAUCGUGAUUGAUUUCGAGUAUUGUUCGCCCAACCCUAGAGCGUACGAUAUCGCAAAUGCAUUCCACGAGUGGCGUUUCGAUUAUCAUCAUAUAACCGAUUGUUGGUCGCCUUACACGUUUGCUUAUCCAACGCGAGAUGAACGUAGAAGGUGGCUUCGUGCAUACGUAGAACAAGGAAGAUUGCUACGGAUGCGUGGAAAAGCACCCAAAGCAGCCUCUGAUCCAACAACCGCCGCCACCGCCGCCGCCGGCGAACCAAAUGAUCAAUCUUUACCGCCUGCACUUCCCAACGGCGAAGAAUUGGAAUUACCACCUUGUGUGAUGUCAAAAGAAAGAUCGAAUGGAAAUGGAUCGGAUUCUCCACGUUUGAAUGCGGUUCGACAAUCACCUUUGGCAUUUUUGGAACGUAGUAUGCAAAAAGAGAUUGAUCGUUUAGAAAAAGAAGUUGAAAUCUUUUCGCCUGCUUGUCAUGCUGCUUGGGCAUUAUGGGGAAUGACAUUUGCAAAAGAAUCAAUUGAACAACUUUUACGAAAUUGUUUACAAGGAAAUUAUGUCGAUCCAGCUCUUGUUUCUGCUCGUGAUAUGGAAAAUGGUUCUGAAGUUAUCGCUGGAUCGGCUGAAAGUUUUGAUAACUUACGUUAUACCUUGAGUAGGGUGGAAUUAUUCCGUGCCGAAUUAAAGGCAUUAGGCGUUCAAGUAUCUCCAACUUGA
Meira miltonrushii is the source of this 2184-nucleotide messenger RNA. Its product is annotated as kinase-like protein. Gene Ontology annotation, biological process: phosphatidylcholine biosynthetic process; phosphatidylethanolamine biosynthetic process. Gene Ontology annotation, molecular function: choline kinase activity; ethanolamine kinase activity. NCBI's taxonomy places the organism in Eukaryota, Fungi, Basidiomycota, Exobasidiomycetes, Exobasidiales, Brachybasidiaceae. The record is from RefSeq and is a predicted model, not a curated record. The transcript is spliced from 4 exons. Bases 1 to 2184 code for a protein of 727 amino acids. Gene Ontology annotation, cellular component: cytoplasm.